Molecule: messenger RNA, 765 nt
Organism: Myotis davidii
Lineage: Eukaryota; Metazoa; Chordata; Mammalia; Chiroptera; Vespertilionidae
Gene: SLC26A1
Product: solute carrier family 26 (anion exchanger), member 1
Exons: 6
Coding region: 1-765 (254 amino acids)
Biological process (GO): transmembrane transport
Cellular component (GO): membrane
Molecular function (GO): bicarbonate transmembrane transporter activity; chloride transmembrane transporter activity; secondary active sulfate transmembrane transporter activity
Source: RefSeq, a predicted model, not a curated record
AUGCCUGGCCAGACCACAGCACGAAGGGGACACCAGGCAGAAGGGCAGGCGGAGCUGUGGACAAUUCUCUGGUACCGCCUGCGGGAGGACCUGGCGGGCGACGUCAUGUCCGGGCUGGUCAUUGGCAUCAUCCUGGUGCCCCAGGCCAUCGCCUACUCGCUGCUGGCCGGGCUGCAGCCUGUCUACAGCCUCUACACGUCCUUCUUCGCCAACCUCAUCUACUUCCUCAUGGGCACCUCCCGCCACGUCUCUGUGGGCAUCUUCAGCCUGCUCUGCCUCAUGGUGGGGCAGGUGGUGGACCGGGAGCUCCUGCUGGCUGGUUUCGACCCUGCCCAGGACAGCGCCGGGCCCGGGGACAACGGCAGCGCCCUCAACGCNGCACCCGGGCUGCGGGACUGCGGGCGCGACUGCUAUGCCAUCCGCGUGGCCACUGCCCUCACGCUGAUGGCUGGGAUUUACCAGGUCCUCCUGGGCGUCCUGCGCCUGGGCUUCUUGUCCGCCUACCUCUCGCAGCCACUGCUUGACGGCUUCGCCACGGGGGCCUCGGUGACCAUCCUGACAUCCCAACUGAGGCACCUGCUGGGGGUGCGGGUGCCCCGGCACCAGGGGCUGGCGGAGGCGGCACCGCCCAUACCCAGUCCCAGCGGUGCCCACGCUGAAGCCCUCACAGCACCACCCUCACCACCCAUCACCCGGACCGACUCCUCUCGGGCACGCUCCCCCAACACACACCCAAGUGUCCCUGACACCUGGGCCCUGGUGUAA